Macrobrachium nipponense is the source of this 1916-nucleotide messenger RNA. Its product is annotated as proton-coupled zinc antiporter SLC30A2-like. The record is from RefSeq and is a predicted model, not a curated record. Gene Ontology annotation, cellular component: plasma membrane. Gene Ontology annotation, biological process: response to zinc ion; zinc ion transmembrane transport. NCBI's taxonomy places the organism in Eukaryota, Metazoa, Arthropoda, Malacostraca, Decapoda, Palaemonidae. Gene Ontology annotation, molecular function: zinc ion transmembrane transporter activity.
AGUAGGUAGGUAGAAAGACCGCGUCUCCUUCCCAUCUCACAAUCGCCCACUUCUUGUCUUCUACUUGACUCUGUUUCUAUAUAUAUACAUAAAAAAAACUUUAUUUCUAUCGAUUUCUCUCUUCUAAAUUGUACCAACUGACUCAAUAUUCCUUUCCAAGACUCCCGUGGGCCGUUUAAAAUCGUGACGAGUGUUCGAACAGUGUCUGUUUGUAUUGUGAGUCUAUACUUCCAGUUCGGAUUUCUUUUUCUGGAUUAUUUACGUUUUCAUUCCUGCUAAAGUUAAAGAUCAUCAUCAUCGUCGGAAGGAAGGACCCUCCAAAAGACAGCUACAGAGAGCGAGAGAGAUGGCGGAAGGCAAGAAGCUGAAGAGCAAACGCAAAUCUGCGUCAAGUUACGGCACUCUCCCUGAUUUGCAGACGCCCGUCGAUGUGGAUGACGAGAAGAGCCUCCUGGGUUACUCAUCCUCAGCGAGGACGGACGAAUUCUCUGAGAGCGAGAAAAGCGGAAACGGCUAUCAGAGCGGUGGCAACAGGAGCUACACCAGCUUCACCAGCCACACUAGCCAGACGAGCUACACCGCCAGCCAAUACGCUAGUAAACGCAGCAGUAUGUGGAGCGGCAAAAGCAGCACUACAGGAAAAUACGAAUUAUGGAUGCCAAGAAGCAGAACUGACAGCUGUGGCAGCACGGGCAGCGGCAGCAGUGACGAGCUCUUCAGCAGGUCGAGCAGUUCCUCGAAAUCGACGCACUGUCAUGACAUCAUCACAGAGACUCCAGGAGAUCGCCAGGCUAUGUUCAAACUCACGAUGGCCUCUGUCCUCUCGCUCGUCUUCAUGGCCCUGGAAUACGUCGGAGGCUACUACUCUUCCAGUCUGGCCGUUCUUUCGGAUGCUGGCCACCUCCUGAGCGACUUCUGCGGAUUCCUGGUGUCCUUAGUCGCUCUCUCUCUCAUGAGACGCCCUCCAUCCAAAGCCAUGAGUUUCGGGUACUAUCGCGCUGAAGUUCUCGGUUCGGUCGCCUCGGUGCUGAUCGUGUGGGUGGUCACUGGACUGUUGGUGGGCGCAGCCGUCCAGCGACUGAUGAACCCAGACUACACUCUAAAUGCGGACAUCAUGCUCGCUAUGGCCAGCGUCGGUAUUGGGAUCAAUAUCGUCAUCGCAGCUAUCCUCCACGGGUGUGGGUGUACUGGAUUCUACCACGGUGUCCACAAGAGCACGGGCAAGAACAUCAACGUGAAGGCGGCCCUCAUCCACAUCAUAGCAGACACCUUGCAGACGGUGGCUGUUCUCAUAGCUGCUCUGGUCGUCAAGUUCAAGCCCGAAUUGAAAAUAGCCGACCCAAUACUCACGUUCGUCUUCGCCCUCAUCGUGAUCGUAACCACUCUGCCCAUCCUACGUGACCUGGCGCACAUCCUGAUGGAGGGAACCCCGAGGAAUGUGGAUUACCUGGCUCUCCUGAACGACCUCGAGGGACUCCCGGGCGUCAGGGCGGUUCACAACCUCCACAUCUGGUCUCUGACUCUCGACAAAAAUGCGCUCUCGGCUCACCUGGUCGUAGACCAGAGCUUCGAAUCGGACACCGUGCUGGAGGAGGCGCAGAAGUUGAUCCGGAAGGAGUACCACGUCUGCAAAUCUACGAUCCAGGUGGAGCGGUAUCUCAAAGAGAUGGAUACCUGUACCAAGUGUCAGCCUAUUCAGUGACAGACGUCGAGACUAAUGACGACCAUAUUGGAGAGCUUCAAGAAUGAACAUUUCUCGAAAUCAAUUACAUAUUGGAGGAAAACCAACUUCUGUCUAGAGACCACAAUUUCUCUUUUCAGUUUUAUUCAUAUUUUCUUGAAAUGCUUCGACCAAUUUCAAAUCCUUCUUUUAACUUAAUUAAGCCUCUGGUUAUGUAUUGCUGGACUAUAUAAGG